AUGGAUGUUGACCCUGAAACUGGCUCCGUUGACGGAACGCGCAGAGUCUCUCGAUCUCCCGCAGACGCACGCCCAGCCUGCGAGCGAUGCCACAAACAAAAGGGGAAGUGCCACUUUCUUCAGGGCCAAUCAACUUGCUCGGGGUGCUCGCGCUUGGGCUUGGCCUGCCAGCCAAGACGACGGAAACGGAUGGGUCGGAGGCCAAUUCUGAAAUCGUUCCUCUCUGGCACCACCUCUAUUGUAUCUCUAUCUUCUGAGCCUUCACAGAGCUAUGAAGAAUCUACCGAUCUCAAUGACGCGGCCUCAAGCAGCGCUCGGGCGCAGGCGAUCAUCAAGACGGCCCCUUCAAGCCCUGUCCAAGCCAGGCUGAACUCUUCACCUACCUUCGAGCAUGGCAAAAGGCAGUUCAGCUUGAACCUCCACAGUCUCAAAUCACCAACUUGCACAUACCCACUCGUCGACAAUGUACUCUUGACGAGAGAGGGCUUCUUUGAAACCCAUCGCCACUUCAUGCUGGGCCCGACAUUCGCCGACUCAUACCACCACACCGUGCUGCGGCUGUACCAUCGCUCUCCGCGCCUCAUCGCCGACGCCUACUUGGCCGUGCUCCACCGGAUGUACACGCAAAGAAAACUCAUCGCGCAUCCGGACCGAGAGGAUCUAACAAUAGCUGCUCAAUGCCUCCGCAGCCUGAGACACGUAUCAUCAAGAGUAUUGAUCUCCCACGUGGAAGACGCAGCAGCGGUAGUCAUGCUCGGCCAGAUCCUCCUCGUAUACAAUUCCAUGACUCCAUGCACUUCAACCCGCGUCAUCACGCGUGCCGCGCUGCUCUCUGUUCGCGACUGGUUCCCGGCUCUGUCGCAGAGACCAGACCUCUACGGCAUCACUCUGGUCACCGUUCUGGUCGACACCAUCGACUCCCUGGUUAGGCGCGAGAUGCCCAUCGUCAGGGUGUCGGCCUGCGCGACAGACACCGUCGACAGAUCCGUUGGCAUUUGCUGGUCUCUGUUGCCUUUGCUCUAUGAUCUCUGUGAGCGCAGCUUCCAGGUCAAAACAGCAGCGGCGCGAGAGCGCACCUGGACGUCGGGCGACCAAGACCCGUAUGCGGAUAUCGAGCAGGCCAUCCUCUCAUGGGCCCCUUCCCUAUCACCACAGUUCUACAGCCGAUACUCGGCAUCAGAAGUGGCGAUCAUGCAGUCUCAAGCCCGCCUGUACCGUCUUGCGGCGCUUCUUCUUAUUCACCGAUUGCGGUACCCGCUUGGUACCGAGGACAGCACCGCUUGCGCCUACGCAAAGAACAUCCUAACUGAGAUGUCUCCGCUCGUCUCUUGGCCCGUGAACGGUGCCACAGGCUGGUGCAUCGACUUCCCGCUCUUCCUGGCCAUGCUUGAGAUCCCUGAGCAGGGCGAAGAUGUCUUCAGGUCAUUGGAAUCAAAGAGGUUCCGACAGCCCCACCCUGAGAUAGAGCUUCGAUUCGUCAAGUAUAUCAGAAAAGCACGAGAAGCUGGCUACUCGGGGCUCUGGUUCGACCUUGUAAAUGAAGGACUGGAUGGAGAUAUCUUGCCAUGA
Messenger RNA from Thyridium curvatum, 1569 nucleotides. RefSeq lists its product as uncharacterized. Gene Ontology annotation, biological process: regulation of DNA-templated transcription. The record is from RefSeq and is a predicted model, not a curated record. Bases 1 to 1569 code for a protein of 522 amino acids. The transcript has a single exon. NCBI's taxonomy places the organism in Eukaryota, Fungi, Ascomycota, Sordariomycetes, Thyridiales, Thyridiaceae. Gene Ontology annotation, molecular function: zinc ion binding; DNA-binding transcription factor activity, RNA polymerase II-specific.